This is a messenger RNA of Onthophagus taurus, 1913 nucleotides long. RefSeq names its product Set1/Ash2 histone methyltransferase complex subunit ash2 (gene ash2). The record is from RefSeq and is a predicted model, not a curated record. Lineage: Eukaryota; Metazoa; Arthropoda; Insecta; Coleoptera; Scarabaeidae. Gene Ontology annotation, cellular component: Set1C/COMPASS complex. Gene Ontology annotation, molecular function: protein binding; transcription cis-regulatory region binding.
UAAAAUAAACAGUUCUAACCAAAAAACCAAAACAAAUCGUUUUUUUAUAAAAAACUUCUUAUAACGACUCCAACUAAAUCCCGAACAACUUAAUUGAAUUCAUAAUGACGGAUGAUCUGGAGUUUGGGCCAACACAAAGUGAAUCGAAAAGCGACGAAAAAAGCGAUAACAGCGAUAGUAAUAGUAAAAGUGGUGAAGUAAACGAAAAGAAUGGUAAAAAAGCGGAUCAACCUGGGAGUUGUUAUUGUGGAAAAGAUAGAAAUUUAAAUAUAGUCGAAUUGCUAUGUGCAAAUUGUCAUCGGUGGUUUCACGAGUCUUGUAUUGGGUACCAAUUGGGAAAAUUAGUUCCUUUUUUAUGCAACUACGUUUUUUUAUGUAAAAAUUGUUCUCCGACUGGUUUGGAAAAUUUUAAAAAAAGUCAAGCACAAAUCCCCCAAAUGUGCAUAACAACUUUAGCGAAUUUACAACAAACAAGUAUGAAAGAUGGAACGAAUCGAACGAUGUUUAGUAAAGAUAAAGAUAUCAUUCCUUACAUCGAAUAUCAUUGGGAGGCUCUUACAACAACAUCAAGGAGAGUUACUCAAUCUUGGCAUGCUACAGUUCAUAAAGCAUUAAUGAAAGAUAUUCAUAUUUUAUUUGUUUAUGAAGAAACUUCGUUAGAUGGACAAAUGUAUGGGCUUUUAAACACUGAUUUAACUCAUAUUAAACCUAAUUAUGAAGCGAUGAUACGAGGAGGAACAUUAAGAGUUACCGAUAUGGGAAUACAACAUGUGCCGGUUCCGAGUGGUCCCAAAAGCCGGAGUACCAAACGAAAAUUACCUGGCGAUUUACCCACUGGUAAAAAAGGAAGAAAUGUUGAGUUGGGAACGCCCAAAUUACCAGCUCAUGGUUAUCCGUUAGAUCAUCCGUUUAACAAGGAUGGUUAUCGAUAUUUAUUAGCCGAACCUGAUCCACAUGCUCCAUAUAGACAAGAAUUUGAUGAAAGUUCUGAUUGGGCCGGAAAACCAAUCCCCGGUUGGUUAUAUCGCACUUUAGUACCUAGCACGGUGUUAUUAGCCCUUCAUGAUAGGGCCCCUCAAUUAAAAAUUUCUGAAGAUCGAUUAGCCGUGACUGGCGACAAAGGAUAUUGCACUGUUAGAGCUACCCAUUGUGUAACUAAAGGAUGUUGGUAUUAUGAAGCAACAAUCGAAGAAAUGCCGGAAGGUUCAGCCACUAGAAUUGGUUGGGGGCAAGAUUACGCCAAUUUACAAGCUCCGGUUGGUUAUGAUAAAUUCGGUUAUUCUUGGAGAUCCAAGAAAGGAACUAAAUUUCAUGAAAGUAAUGGAAAACGUUAUGGGAUUAAUACUGAUGGUUAUGGGGAAGGUGAUACAUUAGGAUUUAUGAUUUUCCUACCUGAAUCGCCUCAUACAAGAAAUAUUCCAAAUACCUUUAAAGAUAGGCCACUAGUUAAAUUUAAAAGCCAUCUAUAUUAUGAAGAAAAAGACAACGUUUCGGAAUGUUUAAAAAAUUUAAAAACUUUAUCUGGAAGUAAAAUAAUCUUUUUCAAAAAUGGCCAAUGCCACGGAAUUGCUUUUAAUGAUAUUUAUUGCGGAUCUUAUUACCCAAUAUUGUCACUACAUAAAAACACUACAGUUUCUGUUAAUUUUGGACCCAACUUUAAAUGUGCUCCUCCUCAAGAUCAAUUUAAAUAUCGUGGGAUGUUUGAGAAAGCUGAAGAAGCAAUUUCCGAACAAACGAUGGCCGAUAUGCUGUAUUUAACUGAAAACGAAGGGAAAUUACGAUUGGAAAAUUUCGUUAUGUGACAAUAGUGGUCUUUUUUAGUUUCCUUGUUAAUUCGUUUCGUAUUGAAUUGGAACAAAAAUCUGUUUAAUUUGUUUUAUUAAUUUCCUAAAUAUAUUCAUAAUCAAGAAUAA